GCCAAUUUGAAACAACGGAACACAGUCAGUCUGAGCGGCACGAGACACGAGCUGUGACGCGCGCGCCGCCGGAGGUCUUUUUUUUUUUUAAACUGCUCUUCCCCGUCAAAGGUGUGGUAAACAUGGAGGAGGCCAACAAGCUGAUUGGUACCGGGAAGAAGCACUUGGUGAUGGGGAAGGUAGUGGAGGCUGUGAGCACCCUGCAGGAGGCCAGCGGCAUGCUGGCUAAAGAGUUUGGAGACACAGCGGACGAAUGUGGCGAGGCUUUCUUCUGGUAUGGCAAAGCUCUCCUGGAUUUGGCACGGAUGGAGAACUCAGUCUUGGGUAAUGCUCUAGAGGGAGUGCCGGAGGAGGAGGAGGAAGAAGAAGAGAAACCCAAAGACUCCAAUGUUGAGAGCAUAGACAAUGUAGACGAAAAGACCAGAGACGAGCUGAGGGUGCAGGUGUACGACGCCAUGGCGGAGAAGAAAACUGAAGACGGGGAGAAGGUUGAAGGGAAGCAGAGUGGGGAUCCACAGGAGAAGACGGAAGGAGCCGAGGCUGGUGACAAAAAGGAAAAAACCGAAAAAGUAGAGGGGGAGGCUGAAAAGGACAAUAAGAAUGAUGAAAGCAAAUUUGAAAGUAAAGAUAAGAAGGAAAAGAGUGGGGAGGAAGUGGAUGCAAAGGACGACGCUGAACCUGCUGCUAAGGAGAAGGAGGGGGACUCUGGUGAUGCUGCUAAGGGGAAGAAAGAGGGGGACUCUGCUGAUGCUGCUAAGGGGAAGAAAGAGGGGGACUCUGCCACCGCUAAGAAGGAGAAAGAGGAGGACUCUGCCGCUAAGAAGGACAAGACUGCUGCUAAAGAAGAGGAGCCAGCUGAGAAGAUGGACUCUGCUGCUAAAGAGGAAGAAGCAGCUGCUGAGGAGGAAGCAGAUGGCGAGGAAGAUGAGGAGGAAGGAGGCGACGAUGUAGAAAUGGAAGGUGAACCAGAGGAGCAGGGUGAAGGAGACGCCACUGGGGAGAAGGACAGUGACGAUGAGGAGGUGGGUAACCUGCAGCUGGCCUGGGAGAUGUUAGAAGUGGCCAAAGUCAUCUACAAAAGGAAAGAGACGAAGGAGGAUCAGCUAAUGGCAGCCCAGGCUCAUUUGAAACUGGGUGAAGUUUCUGCUGAAUCAGGGAACUAUCCACAAGCACUGGAGGAUUUCCAGGAGUGUCUGAAGCUGCAGGUGAAGCACCUGGACUCAGACAGCCGCCUGCUGGCAGAGACUCACUACCAGCUCGGUCUGACCUAUAGCCUGAACACGCAGUACAGCGAGGCCAUCGAGUCUCUGAAGAGCUCCAUCUCUAUCAUAAAGAACAGGCUUGACAAGCUGCAGGAGAUGCUUGACAAAGCCGAAGGUCCAGAGGCUCUGCCAGAGGAGAGGAAGGAGCUGGAGGAGCUCAAAGCUCUGCUGCCAGAGAUCCAGGAGAAGGUGGAGGACGCCACUGAAAGCCUGAAGACGGCGAGCGCGGCUGUGAAGGACGCGCUGGAUGGAGGCUCAACUUCCUCUGCCUGUGAUGGUUCCACUGCAAAGAACAGCGACUCUUCUUCCACUUCAGAGCAGAUUAAAAGCACAUCCACUUCCACUGGCAACACCUCCACAGCUGCAGUCUCUGACAUCUCCCACCUGGUCAGAAAGAAGAGGAAACCAGAGGAGAGUCCGGUGAAGGAGGAUGUGAAGAAGGUGAAGCAGGACAACAGUCAGCCAGGAGAAAAGCUUCUCACUAAUGGAGAUGCAGGUGAACACGCCAAUGAUAUGGAAGUCGAAAGUAAGUGAAGCUGCACUUUGUCUCCGUUCAAGAAGAGAUUCACCAGCACAACAAGCUCUUAACUGUCUCUUACAUGUUUGCUGUUGUAAAUACAUGUUUGUUCUGUAGUGUUUGACAUUAUACUGUAAAAUUCAAUAAAGAUGGUUGGAUAAACCUGUGUGUUAAACCUU
Neolamprologus brichardi is the source of this 1958-nucleotide messenger RNA. RefSeq names its product histone-binding protein N1/N2-like. Gene Ontology annotation, cellular component: nucleoplasm. Lineage: Eukaryota; Metazoa; Chordata; Actinopteri; Cichliformes; Cichlidae. Gene Ontology annotation, molecular function: histone binding. The record is from RefSeq and is a predicted model, not a curated record. Gene Ontology annotation, biological process: DNA replication-dependent chromatin assembly; CENP-A containing chromatin assembly.